Molecule: messenger RNA, 1587 nt
Organism: Chelonia mydas (Green sea turtle)
Lineage: Eukaryota; Metazoa; Chordata; Testudines; Cheloniidae
Product: maestro heat-like repeat family member 5
Exons: 7
Coding region: 961-1587 (208 amino acids)
Cellular component (GO): cytoplasm
Source: RefSeq, a predicted model, not a curated record
UCCUGAUCCACCACCCCUAAUGGGGCCCUAUUACAUCCAUGAUGUGGGACCCCCAAGAUGGGGAUGUUCGUCCCACAACAGCCGAGGUCGUCUCCCCCCACAGGCACUGUCCCGGUUCCUGAUCCUGCUUGUGUAGGAGUGGUGGGGGAUUUGAAGAAUAGACGGGUCCCCACAAUCCCCCAUUGAGGCCUGAGCCCUGGAGCUGGUGUGGGUGGGGCAGGAAGGUUCCUCCCUAACUGGUUCUCUCUCGCUAUACCCCACUCCUGGUGGGUACAGGAUGAGGGGCAGCAGCUCCUGUUCCUUCAGGCCAUCUACCCCGCAUGUCUGGCUGCACGGGAGAGAGGGGAGGACACGCUGGAGCCGCGCUGUUGCAAGGCGGCUGUGGUGAAGAGGAUCGUGGAGCUCAUCGAGGAGCUUCCCGAGGACUCGUCACCCAGCGCCGUCCUCGCCCACUCCCUGGCUGCAGUGGGCAACCUCUGCACCAUGAAACCUGCUCUGGAGCCAGACCUAGAGACCCACCUCUUGCGAGCUGCCCUUCACUCCGUCUUCACCCUGGGCACGGAGAGGGACACCACUGGCAUCCAGGUACAUCCUCCUCCUCCAUCCUCCUCCUCUUCCAGAGUGGUUCUUGGUCCUGCUCCCUUGAUUCGCUGGAGCUCCAGAUUUAGGGGUGGGGUAGCGGAAAUGGAACAAGCUGCAGGCUUGGAUCCUUCCCUCCAGCAGGGAAGAGAUUACCCCUCUCUGGGGGAUUUCUUUCUUUCUUUCUUCCUUUCUUUCUUUCUUCCAUAAGCCGUGUUUUGCCCAGAAGCCCAGCUUCCAUCCAUAGCAACUUGGCUGUUUCGUACUCUUCUGCCUACAAGGCCCUCUCCAGAGACCUGCUAAGCUCAUGGAUGAAAGGUCCAGGGGUCAUCAAUUCUUGCGAAUUGCCUGCAGUGGGAUGUGAAGGAGAGAGGCCAGGAGAUGUGUUUGGGAGUCUCCCCAGUGCUUCCCAGAGACCCCUCUUCCCAUCCUGUGGCAGGUGUAGGCUCAGGUUCCCUAACUCUGACCCAUGCUUUGCAGACUCUGCACAAAGUCAUCCCAGAGGUCCUGGAUGCCAUGCUGGGGAAUCUGCUGGCAGAGUCCCCAGACACAGACAGGCUCCACUUCAUCUUGGAGCAUGUCAACUUCUGGGUCGUGUCCAGGGUGUCCCAGGAGCGAGCCAGGGCCAUCAGGAGCAGCACAGCCCUGCUGAGAUACACAGUCACCCUCCCUGAGUUUGACAUCUCAGCCGAGUUCCCCAGGAUGGGGCACCAUGUGGCCCAGCUGGCUCUAUUUGUCAGCGAUCCAGACAAGGACAUCAGCCGGCAGGCCAGGGAGGGGACUUACCGGCUCUACCAGCUGCUGCUCCGACAGAGGGGCCUGACCAUACAUGACGCCGAAGAUCUCUGGUGCUAUGACUGGCACCAGGACAGAAGGCUCUUGGGAUACAAGAAUACGGCCAGAGUGGGGGAGCACGAGGAUGUCACAGCCAAGAUCAUGGGCCAGCUUCACAUCAUCAGGCACUUGCACCAGAUGCCCGAGGCACUGCAAGGGCUGUGGCUCGUCUGA